CUCCUCCGGCCGUGGAUGCGCAGACCUGCUGGGCUCCGUCCGCUCCGCGUCACGGUCCUGCUCCGCGGAUCCACCUCACGCGCCUGAAGGGGGAGGGGGCUGCCUACGUCACCCGAGGCGUCCGUUCUGCGCUCGGUAGAGGACGCGGACAGAGGAGGGGGGGUGGGGGCGUCAGUGUCGGUGUGGCCGGGCUCCGCUGGUGGCUGUGCAUGCAUGUGUUCUGCUCCGUACGGCCGCAAAAAGCGCCCCAGGUCCGCAGGGAGCGUGUUCCCCUCCGGUAAGGGGGCGCACACGGACCCGGAGCGGCGGCAGAGCGCGGGGGGGCCGGUGGACGGCAGCAGGAUGACUGUGCAGGAAUUCAACACGCUCGUGGCGCUGUACCGGGAGCAGGUGAUCUCCGUGGGGGAGGUGUCCGCAGACUGCCCCUCUCUGCGGGCGCAGAUGCACCACACGCGGGCCAAAGGAUGCUCCAUGGCCCGGGCCGCGCACCGGGACCUGGCCCUCAUCUCUGUGUCAGGUCCAGAGGAUGGGGAGAUCCACCCAGAGAUCUGUCGUCUCUUCAUCCAGCUGCAGUGCUGUCUGGAGAUGUUCAUCACAGAGAUGUUGAAGUCCAUGUGUCUGCUGGGGGUUCUGCAGCUGCACAGAAAAAGAACCGACUCGGAGCCUAAGGUGGACUUCAGGGUGGACGAGAGCUCCGACGUCCCCAUCCUGGACGAGCGCUCCUCGUCCCCCACCGACUCCCCCCAGGAGCCGUGGAUGGUGGGAACCGACAUCGACAACAUCGAGAGAGACAUGAAGGAGAUGAGGAACCUGCUCAGUAAACUCAGGGACACCAUGCCUUUGCCUCUGAAGAACCAAGACGACAGCAGUCUGUUGAAUCUGACUCCUCACCCUCUGAUCCGACAGAGGAAACGCCGUUUUCCUGGACUUUGCUGCAUGGUUUCUGGCUGAUCCACGUCCGACUCUUUGAAACCAGGAUUGUCUUUCAUCGUAUCUUCACCUCUUCUUCUUCUUCUUCUUCUUCGUAUCUGUGCUCGUUCGUCCAUUGUUUUAUUCGUCCACUGCAGUCGUUUCCACUGUCGAUCAGUGACUAUUACUUUAACCGUCAUUUUGUUGAUAAAACAUCAGGAAAAUGUCUUUACUUUUGUCCGAUUGCUUAUAUUAUUCAGUCUAAAACCCAAAGAUAUUCAAUUUAUUUUCAGAUGCAACAAAGAAAACAGAUCUUUAUAUUUGAGAAGCUGUGACCUGUUGAAUUUUGGCUUUUUCUGCGACAGAACCUAUCAAUGAGAUCAACUGUUGGAAUUCUAUUUUAUAUUGAGUCAUCUGCUGUUGCAGCUCAGAUCUUUAUACUGAUAUUUACUUCUAUGAAUAUUUAGGUUUUUUCCCAUAAAUUUAUUUUUAAAAAAUAUCUGAGAACAUUUUGUUUAUUUUUUUCCCCAUAAAUUCAUCACUUAAAAUGUGAGAAUAUUCAUCAAUUAAAUGAGAAUAUUUUUUUUACUGUAAAUGUGUCACUUAAGUCUGAGAAUAAAUAUUUUUUUCCCAUAAACGUAUCAGAUAAAUGUAAGAAUAUUUCAUUUUUUCCAUAAGUUUGUCUCUUAAAUUGGAGAAUUUUUAGUUUUUCCCCGUACAUUUAUCCCUGACAACAUUUACGUCUGAUCUUUACUAAUAUUGUUUUUUUUUUUUUUUUUUUCCGGUAAAUUUUCCCUUAAGUCUGAGAAUAUUUAGUUUUUUUCAUACAUUUAUCACUAAAAGGUGAGAAUAUUUAGUUAUUGUAGUCCCACAAAUUUAUUGGUUCAAUAUGAAAAAUAUUUAGUGUUUUUUCUAAAUAUUCAUCACUUCAAUUUCAGAAUAUUUUAUUUUUUCCCAUAAAUUUAUCACAAAAAUCUGA
Sphaeramia orbicularis (orbiculate cardinalfish) is the source of this 1888-nucleotide messenger RNA. Its product is annotated as regulator of G-protein signaling 7-binding protein B-like. NCBI's taxonomy places the organism in Eukaryota, Metazoa, Chordata, Actinopteri, Kurtiformes, Apogonidae. The record is from RefSeq and is a predicted model, not a curated record. The transcript is spliced from 6 exons. Bases 214 to 951 code for a protein of 245 amino acids.